UGAACUGUAAUGAACAUGGUGCAUUUCUCUCAUUUUACCUAAUUUGUGUUUCCAGCUUUGAACAAAGCCUGCUCUUAUUCACUCACGCAAAGCCACUUUGCAUAUGAGAUUCAUUCCCUGUUUCUCUACAAGACAAUGUUCAUCUCUCCAGAUCUCAUAUCAGUGCAGGACUCUGGUUUGUGUACUUCGCUCUCUAUAGAGAAAUCAUGAUCAUGACCUUAAUUGGGCACGUUCUUUUUUUUGUUGGACUUGCGCUUGUUGGUGUUUCUGGAAACUUAUUUAACCUCGUUUUCACUAUACAACAGCAAGUGAAGACCAGGACCAUUCAGACUGUGGGUUUGAUCCUAAACGUCAUCUCCAUCAGCAACAUUAUCUUGGUACUUGCCACCUUCUCAUUGGUGAUGGGUGUUUUUCAGGAUCCCCAAAUUUGGUGCAUCACACCAUAUCCUUUGUCAAUCCGGAUUGAAACGUAUCUAAUGAUGACUUGCAGCUUCAACAGCUUCUGGGCCAUUGCAUGGCUGAGUCUCUUCUACUGCAUCAAAGUCGUGAGUUUUUCCUCUGAGUGCUUCCAGACACUGAAGAGGAAAAUCUCUUCUGUGAUCAACGCUGCAGUGCUGCUGAGCUGUUCUUUCUCCUUCUUGUUUUUCAUUCCUCUGUUCUCACUUGACAUUGCAAAAUCAUUGGAUCAAAAUGACAGUGUGAAUGACAUCGCUAACAUGACCUGUCCGCAGCCCUCUUUCACUAUAGAUAUUAACGAAAAUGCAUACGCAGCGGCUAUCAUUUGUCUCCUCUGCCCGAUCCCUCUGAUGAUCAUGCUGCCGACCUCUGUCCGAAUGGUCGUCCAUCUGUGCGCCCACACACUGGCACUCCAGAAGAACAAGACCCAGGUGCAAGGAUCUGACUCGUACCUCCUGGUGUGCAAAAUCACCAUCUCCCUGGUGGGAGUUUAUCUGUCCACUCUAUUUAUUGUGUCUUUGUUCAUCAUUAUAAGGUUAAUCGGGGAAUUUAUCACCUACCACACUCUAGCCAGUGCCUUUAGUUUUUACAGUGGCAUGACUUCUUUACUUUUGACAGCUUCAAACAGGCAUCUAAAAGACAAGCUCUGGAGUCUGUUCUGUUGUAGGAAGGCACAGGAACAAUCUAGCAAAAGCCAGACAGUUGAGACAGGGGAUGUUUGAUAUGAUAAGG
Rhinichthys klamathensis goyatoka is the source of this 1188-nucleotide messenger RNA. Its product is annotated as taste receptor type 2 member 40-like. Gene Ontology annotation, molecular function: G protein-coupled receptor activity. Lineage: Eukaryota; Metazoa; Chordata; Actinopteri; Cypriniformes; Leuciscidae. Gene Ontology annotation, cellular component: membrane. The record is from RefSeq and is a predicted model, not a curated record. Gene Ontology annotation, biological process: sensory perception of taste; G protein-coupled receptor signaling pathway. The transcript has a single exon. Bases 207 to 1178 code for a protein of 323 amino acids.